Messenger RNA from Aureococcus anophagefferens, 2580 nucleotides. RefSeq lists its product as hypothetical. The annotation marks the transcript as partial. The transcript is spliced from 3 exons. The record is from RefSeq and is a predicted model, not a curated record. Lineage: Eukaryota; Pelagophyceae; Pelagomonadales; Pelagomonadaceae. Gene Ontology annotation, cellular component: endoplasmic reticulum; plasma membrane. Gene Ontology annotation, biological process: calcium ion transmembrane transport; manganese ion transport; intracellular calcium ion homeostasis. Gene Ontology annotation, molecular function: P-type calcium transporter activity; ATP binding; ATP hydrolysis activity.
GACGCCUGCGCGUUGUUGAAGACGGACGCGGACCGGGGCCUCGACGACGGCGACGUGGCGUCGCGGCGCCUGGCGUACGGCCCCAACGAGCUCGCGGAGGAGGAGGAGGAGGGGGCCUGCCGCAAGUUCCUGGAGCAGCUCAAGGAGCCCCUCAUCCUGCUCCUCUUCGGCAGCGCCGUCGUGUCGAGCCUCCUGGGCCAGUACGACGACGCGAUCUCCAUCGCCGUCGCCGUGCUCAUCGUCACCUUGGUCGCGUACGUGCAGGAGGCCAAGAGCGAGCGGACGCUCAAGGCGCUGGCGUCGCUCGUGCCGCCGCGCGCGCUCGCCGUGCGCGGCGGGCGGCCCGCCGCGGACGUCGCGGCCGCGGACCUCGUGCCCGGCGACGUCGUCGUCGUCGCCGCGGGCGACCGCGUCCCCGCGGACGUGCGCCUCGUCGAGGCCGUGGAGCUGCUCGUGGACGAGUCGUCGCUCACGGGCGAGUCGGAGCCCGUCGACAAGGUCGCGGACGCGAGCGACGGCGCCGCGGCCGCGGCGCCGGGGUCCGCGCCCGUCACCGACUGCCGGACGCUCCUCUUCGCGGGCACGUUCGUGCGCUACGGCCGGGGCCGGGGCGUCGUCGCCUGCACGGGGUCGCGGACGGAGUUCGGCAUCGCGGCCCAGGAGCUCAAGGACCUCGAGCCGGGGCGGACGCCGCUCCAGCAGGGCAUGGACAAUUUGGGGAAGAAGCUGAGCGCGGCGUCGAUCGCCGUCAUCGUCGUCAUCGGCCUCGUGGGCGUGCUCCGGGGCGAGCCCAUCCUCGACGUCUUCACGGUCGGCGUGUCCCUGGCGGUCGCGGCGAUCCCCGAGGGCCUGCCGAUCUGCGUCGCCGUGACGCUCGCGCUCGGCGUCAUGCGCGUCGCGCGCCACAAGGCCGUCGUCAAGCGGCUGCCCGCCGUCGAGGCGCUGGGCUGCGCGCUGGGCUGCACGGACGUGCUCUGCUGCGACAAGACGGGCACGCUGACGAAGAACGAGAUGGUCAUGACGGAGGCGCGCUGCGGCGCGUGGCUCCUGCGGCGCGGGCCGCGGGGCGGCUGGGAGUGCUCCGUCGACGUGCCCGCGGGCGGCGACCGCGAGUGGCUCGCGCUCGACGGCGAGGACGCGCUCCUGCCCCAGCCCGUGCUCGCGGCGCUCGACGCGUCGUCGCUCUGCUCCAACGCGGAGCUCGACGCGGGCCAGCCGACGGAGGUCGCGCUGCUGCGGGCCGCGCGCGAGCUCGGCGUCGCGGACCGGCGGCGGUCGACGACGCGCGUGUCCGAGGUCGCGUUCUCCUCGGAGCGGAAGCGCAUGGAGGUGCGCGUCGCCGAGAGGGACGGCGCCGUCGGCACCUACGUCAAGGGCGCCCUCGAGGCGCUGACCUUCGACGCGGACCCGCGGUGGCACCGCGAGGCGUCGACGAUGGCGUCGCGCGGGCUGCGGGUCCUGGCCGUGCUCAAGUCCGACGACAAAGGCACGCGGCUCCUGGGGCUGCUGGGCAUCAGCGACCCGCCGCGGCCGUCGGCGCGCGAGGCCGUGGUGCGCCUCGCGGAGCGGGGCACGCGGACGAUCAUGCUCACGGGCGACGGCCGCGAGACCGCCGUCGCCGUCGCGCGCGCGCUCGCGGCGGGCGGCGACGGCGCGGACGCCGCGCCGCCGGGCGGCGCGGUCGUCUGCGGGUCGCGGCGCGACCGCGACGACCACGCGGCCGCGGUGCUGCGGCGCGUCGCCGUGCUCUACCGCGUGUCGCCGCGCCACAAGCUCGACGUCGUCCGCGUGCUGCGGCGCGCGGGCUGCGUCGUCGCCAUGACGGGCGACGGCGUCAACGACGCGCCCGCGCUCAAGGCCGCGGACGUCGGCAUCGCCAUGGGCGUCGCGGGCACGGACGUCGCCAAGGAGGCCGCGGACGUCGUCCUCGCCAACGACGAGCUGCUCUGCAUCCUCCACGCCGUCGACGAGGGCAAGGCCAUCUUCCACAACAUCCGCAACUUCCUCACGUUCCAGCUCUCGACGUCGCUCGCCGCGCUCGGCAUCGUCGCGGGCGCGAAGCUCCUGGGCCUGCCCCAGCCUCUCAACCCCAUGCAGGUGCUCUGGAUCAACAUCAUCAUGGACGGGCCCCCGGCGCAGUCGCUCGGCGUCGAGCCCUGCGACGAGGCCGUGCGGCGCCAGCCGCCGCGGAAGCGCGACGAGCCGACGAUCACCGACGCCAUGGUCUUUCGCGUCCUGUCGUCCGCGGCGCUCGUCGCCGCGGGCACGCUCGCCGUCUUCUCCGCCGAGCUCGCGAAGGACGGCACCGGCGAGGGCUCGACGAAGCACGACACGACGAUGACGUUCACCGUCUUCGUGCUCUUCGACAUGGUCAACGCGCUCACGUGCCGGUCCCAGACGAACCUGGUGGGCUCCGCCAAGCUCCCGGUCUGCGCGAACGCGGCCUUCGGCGUCGCCAUCUCCGCGUGCGUGCUCGGCCAGCUCCUCGUCGUCUACUGCCCGCCGCUCCAGCGCGUCUUCGGCACGGAGGCGCUCUCGGGGCGCGACGUCCUCGUCUGCGCCGCCGUCGCGUCGUCGGUC